AUGAUGGAUCCGGGGGGGGGGCACCUGCGGGCCCAGUGCCCCACCGUGGCCUUCAAGGCGUGCACGCAGCAGCAGAGCCGCAACCUGAAGCAGAGCCGGGUGCCGGCGGCCGCAGCCCCCGAGGAGGUGCUGGCAGGGGGGGCCUGCGUGGGGGCCGAGAGCCUCCUGCACAUCCUGAGCAACUACGGGCGCUGCGGGGGCGGCCGCAGCUCCAUCACCGUGGGGGUCUUUGGGGGGCUGGGGUGCGGGGGCGGCCGCAGCUCCAUCACCGUGGGGGUCGUGGGGUACCCCAACGUGGGCAAGAGCAGCCUCAUCAACAGCCUCAAGCGCAGCCGCGCCUGCGGGGUGGGGGCCGUGCCCGGCGUCACCAGGUGCCUGCAGGCCGUGCAGCUGGACCGGCACAUCCGGCUCCUGGACUGUCCGGGGGUGGUCCUGGACUCUGGGGACCCCCCGGCCGCCGCCCCCCUGAGGGGGGCCCUGGCCCCCCAGCGCCUGCGGGACCCCCUGAGCCCCGCCUGCGCCAUCCUGCGCCGCUGCCCCCCCCAGCAGCUGGGCGAGCUCUACGGGGUCCCUCCCUGCGCCGACCCCCUGCAGUUCCUGGCCCACCUGGCCCGGCGGCAGGGCCGGCUCCGCCCGGGGGGGCUGCCGGACGCCCAGGCCGCCGCCGUGGCCCUGCUGCGCGACUGGACCAGUGGGAAGAUCUCAUACUACACCCACCCCCCCAAAUCGCAGGGGGUGCAGCUGGAGGCUCAAAUCCUUCCGGCGCUGGGGCCUGCGCUGGACCUGGAGGCUCUGGAACGGGGCGAUGCCGAGGCCCUGGCAGCUGUCCCGGUGACGGUGACGGGGCUGGGGCUGGCUCCGGGCGACGCUGAGGAGGACGGGGCAGCAGAAGCCAUGGAGGACGACAGCGGUGACCUGCAGCUCAGCACCAUGACAGUGGAGCUCAAGCCCCGGCUGAAGUCGGGGGGCACUGGGGGGGAUCCAGUGCCCCGAGCCCCCAAUCUGGAGGAGGUGGCUGCGCUCCCCGCUCUGUUCCAGGGCCAGGGGCUGCGGGCAGCUGGGAAAAGGAGGAAAAAACUGCAAAAAAGAGCAGAGAAAAUCGCCACGAAGCUGUCAGAGACAUUGGAGGCAGCCAUGCAGUUCUGAGGCUUUUAUAAAUUAAAUUGCUGUAUUUAAAUGAGAAA
Messenger RNA from Poecile atricapillus (Black-capped chickadee), 1184 nucleotides. RefSeq names its product guanine nucleotide-binding protein-like 3-like protein. Gene Ontology annotation, cellular component: nucleolus. The record is from RefSeq and is a predicted model, not a curated record. The transcript is spliced from 11 exons. NCBI's taxonomy places the organism in Eukaryota, Metazoa, Chordata, Aves, Passeriformes, Paridae. Bases 1 to 1146 code for a protein of 381 amino acids. Gene Ontology annotation, molecular function: GTP binding.